This is a messenger RNA of Zingiber officinale, 1277 nucleotides long. RefSeq names its product protein WAVE-DAMPENED 2-like. Lineage: Eukaryota; Viridiplantae; Streptophyta; Magnoliopsida; Zingiberales; Zingiberaceae. Gene Ontology annotation, biological process: microtubule cytoskeleton organization. Gene Ontology annotation, molecular function: microtubule binding. The coding region runs from base 170 to 1084 and encodes 304 amino acids. The transcript has 8 exons. The record is from RefSeq and is a predicted model, not a curated record.
CCGAGUUUGUCGCCGUUCCCGAGGGGGAGGGAGCGGUGGAUAGAGCUGAGCAAAGUUGGGAAAGGAGACCAAGCAAAAUCACCUCAGGACGAGUCCAGAUCUCCCCAAUUUGUACUCGGAAAGCGGUGGUCCAAACAAUCCUUCUGGAUCUGCAGCAUCUAAUGAAGACAUGGACAAUAAUCGGGAGACUUCUAAUGUCCAAGUGCAUGUUUUACCUCGGAUUAAAAAUUUGAGAAUGGAUCAGGAGUCAGUGGCAUCAAACUCUGUUCAUGGAACUGUACAAUCAAAUCAAACCACUUCACAUCCAUUUGCAACAAAGAAACAUGCUUCUCAAGAAUGUCAUGCUUUUGUUGCUGAAAAUAGUGCUUGUGAAGAAAAAUAUCCUAAUAUUGAAACACAAUCAGCAAAUAUUCAAAAGACUGCUCAGGGUUACUCAAAGGUCGCAUCUUGGAAGCAUCUGCAUCUUGAUAACAUAAUGCACCCAGAUGAAGAGGACUCUUGCUCCAUUGCUUCUUCCAUGGCACCAUCUAUAAAAAGUAUGAAAAAUAGGGCAGUUGCUCCAACAUUCAGGAGCAGUGAGCGUGCAGAGAGGCGUAAGGAGUUCUACUCAAAAUUAGAAGAAAAGCAUCAGGCCCUGGAAGCAGAGAAGCUCCAAAGUGAAGCCAAAACAAGGGAAGAACAAGAGGCUGCUCUUAAGCAACUAAGGAAAAAUUUGACUUUCCGAGCAACACCAAUGCCCAGCUUCUAUCACGAGGGACCUCCACCUAAGGUCGAACUUAAAAAGGUCCCCCCUACCCGUGCUCGAUCACCAAAACUGGGUCGAAGGAAGAGCUGUGGUGACAUGAACACAGCCACUGAAGGAGAAAAUGGUGGCUGGGGACGUGGUCGACUUCAGCGUCACAGUUUAGCCACUUGCAAGGAUGCUACAAACAAGUUGAACACUAUCCCCAGGAACCAGAACCCAGUGAAUAAACUCAAAGAAGGGAUCAAAUCCACUAGAGACAACUCUAAGCAACAGCCUACCAACAAAGAGAUCUCUCAGGCUACAUCUGAUGUAGCGUCACCAGUCAGCCCCAGUGUUUAGCAUCUCUGGAUGAUAGCAGAGUUCCAGAAUUGAAGUGGUGUAUUCGAACCAUGGAAGCUGAUAAUUAUUGAUAUGCUAGUAUUGGUGAUGUUAUUGUUGCUGAAAUCAAAUAGCAAUGUUAAAUAUGCCGCUAGAAAGAUCAAAGCAUUUGUACCAUCCCAUCUUAUGAAAAAUAAACUCAUUUGUUUGGCUA